This is a messenger RNA of Cylindrotheca closterium, 312 nucleotides long. The record is from the annotation of a GenBank genome assembly. Lineage: Eukaryota; Bacillariophyta; Bacillariophyceae; Bacillariales; Bacillariaceae.
AUGAUCACGACCAUCAAGGAAGCGGCAUAUCAAACGUUUGCAGCAACAUCAGCAACCGAGGAAGAGGAAAUCAUUGCCAGACGGGGACAGCUUCCUGACGGGACGAAGCCAGUCAAAGUUCCAAAACGGAUUUGGCGAGCGCAAGUGAAAAACGUGUACGAAGAACCGGAGGCGGACUUGGACAGUCCCGCAACCCACGAUUGGAUGUUCGAAGAACAUGGAAAGACGGUAAUCAAACAAAAAGCACCAGUGCAGAGGCGUACCUUCAUGAUAGAAUCGAAUGCAGACAAACACUUGGAGGAACUCGAGUAA